Molecule: messenger RNA, 1374 nt
Organism: Aureobasidium musti
Lineage: Eukaryota; Fungi; Ascomycota; Dothideomycetes; Dothideales; Saccotheciaceae
Source: the annotation of a GenBank genome assembly
AUGUCUCCAAUCCGUGUCGGUCUCAUCGGUCUUUCCACCGGCUCCAAGAGCACUAGCUGGGCUAGCACAGCUCAUCUGCCAUACCUGCUCUCCGAACAGGGCAAAGCUCACUACGAGAUCAAGGCUCUGUGCAACUCAUCAGUCGAGAGUGCAAAGAAGUCUAUCGAGCACUACAAGCUUCCCGGAGAUGUCAAGGCCUACGACUCUUCAGCAGAUUUGGCCAACGACAAGGACAUUGAUCUUGUUGUCUGCAUUGUUGGCGUCGAGGGACACUACAAGCUGUUGAAGCCUGUCGUUGAGGCUGGCAAGAAUGUCUACACAGAAUUGCCCUUGGCAUCCAACAUGGACCAGAUCAGAGAGCUGGUUACUCUGGCUAACAAGAAGGGCGUCAAGACCAUGUUUGGAUCCCAAGGCCAAUCUGCUCCUGUUGUCAAGGUUCUGCAGAAGAUCAUUGCCGAUGGCAAGAUUGGCAAGGUCUUGAGCACUCAGCUUAGUGGUUGCACUGGCAUUGGCGGUGGUGCAGCGAUUCCUGAGGGCUUCAAAUACAUCAUUCAGAGAAAGGCUGGUGGUAAUCACGCCACUAUUUUCUUCCUCCACAUCCUCGGCGAAGUAGAGUCCUUCGACGUCAUCAUGGGUAUUGAGCGUCCCAAGGUCAACCUCAUCGAUCUUUCCAACCAAGGCAAAGUCGUCGGCACAAUCGACAAAGAUACACCAGACAACAUCGCCAUGCAAGGUCGCUUCCAAUCCGGCCCUAUCUUCAACUACGACCUUCGCUCCGCUGCUGCCUUCCCUGGUGAGCCUGCCUUGAGAUGGACCAUCGUCGGCGAAAAGGGUGACAUCCUCGUUACCAACCCAGCUGCCAUGUUCGACAUCACCCACGAGGGCGUCAAGAUCCAGCUCCACGAGUCUGGCAAGGACAAGGCAGAGCCCAUCGAGUUGCCUGCUGACGACUUGGCCAACCUCAAGCACCCUGCACAGAAUGUCGGCAGGUUGUACGAGGCCUACGCCAAGGGCGAUACAAAGGGCUACUGCGACUGGAAUUUGGCACUCAAGCGUCACGAGUUGAUCGAGGAGAUGUUCCAGAGAGGUGAUGGAAGCAAGCCUUUUGGUGAGAAGGCUGAGUACCUCUCGAAGUCCGGCUCGUCGAGCGGUACAUCGUCUGGAUCCAUUGAAGGCAGCACUGCCGAGGUUGAUGCCGAUGCCCAAGGUACUAUUCUUGCUGAUAGAGAGGUCAAGCCAAAGGAGAUUACCCGUGAGGCUGGAAGCGGAGGUGCUCAGACCACAGCUCAGACCCUUGAAGCAGAGGGCUUUGGCGCUUCUUCUGGCCCCAACGACCUGAGCAGAAACGGUGGUAACCGUGAUCUUGCCUCGUAA